Dicrocoelium dendriticum is the source of this 657-nucleotide messenger RNA. The record is from the annotation of a GenBank genome assembly. NCBI's taxonomy places the organism in Eukaryota, Metazoa, Platyhelminthes, Trematoda, Plagiorchiida, Dicrocoeliidae.
GGUUACUCUGGAUGGACUGCAUGAUGCACAUCCUGGAGUCGCUAAAUGAAGUCACUAGCUUGUGUUUAUGUGUGAUGGCUUAAUAUAGACAGGGACAUUGAGUGAAAAGUUGGGGAUAGCGUGCUUUGUCAGGGGAAUCGGAACGCUGUGACCCAUGUGCUAUUGCAACCAAGGAAGUGGCCAGAAGCACCAUGAGAACGUAUACACGUCGACUUUCUUGGGCCUUUCAAAGUGGAUUGAUGCCCACGUCCUGACUACAGCAAAUUCAGCUAACACGAUAGUUAAACAGUGCACGAAGUUUGCAACCUUCGGUCUCCCGGAAACACUAGUGUCAGAUAAUGGAACAGCAUUCACCAGUGCCGAAUGUACUGCCUUUCUUUUCUCAAAUGGCAUUCGACACUCAACUACUACGCCUUCUCACGCAUCAUCAAACGGUUUGGCUGAGACAGCUGUGCAAACAACGGAGAAUAUUUUACUGAAACAUCCAGCAGCCCCCUGCAUAUGUGUAUAGACCAUGCAUUUUUCGCUUAUGGAAACAUGGCGAACGAAACCACCGAUAGAAUAAAUAAAUAAAUAAACCUUUUAUUCCUCGACAGUGCGAGGCACAGACCAAUUGAGUGGUCUUAUUGACAUGUACGGCGUGAUCGCAUAAUAUAG